AUGACUUCGUUUAUUAUCGACGCGCACAAGGAUCGGCCUCAGCAUCCAUCUUGGGGGCACAAUGACGACUGCCCGUUCUGCAAGAUUGUCACACACUCUGCUCCUGCUUAUAGACUCUAUGAGAACGAUCGCGUCGCAGCAUUUCUAGAUAUUCUCCCACUGAGAGCGGGGCAUACGUUAGUCGUCCCCAAGGUGCACUGCGCACGGGUCUCUGAGCUACCGGAGGACUACGCUGCGGCACUCGGCGCUGCUGUGUCGAAGAUCGCCAAAGCUCUGACUCAAGCUGUCAACCAUACCGGUUUGAACGUUGUAUGCAAUCAAGAGUACGCUCAAGCCGUACAUCACGUGCACUAUCACAUCAUCCCGGCACCGAGACUUAAUGAACCCUCUGAGGCGAAGGUAGUCAUGCCCGAAUCGACGAUUGCCAUGCACCAACGGGAGUAUGAGGCUCGUAACGACCUCGACGAGGACGAAGCACAAGAAUUGGUCGAGAAGAUUAAGGCGCAUCUGUGA
Molecule: messenger RNA, 513 nt
Organism: Peniophora sp. CBMAI 1063
Lineage: Eukaryota; Fungi; Basidiomycota; Agaricomycetes; Russulales; Peniophoraceae
Source: the annotation of a GenBank genome assembly